Annulohypoxylon maeteangense is the source of this 937-nucleotide messenger RNA. RefSeq names its product HAD-like protein. The coding region runs from base 144 to 884 and encodes 246 amino acids. The record is from RefSeq and is a predicted model, not a curated record. Gene Ontology annotation, molecular function: sugar-phosphatase activity; beta-phosphoglucomutase activity. The transcript is spliced from 4 exons. Lineage: Eukaryota; Fungi; Ascomycota; Sordariomycetes; Xylariales; Hypoxylaceae.
CGGCGUCACGAUGGCUUCAACUUUUUUGCUUACAUAGAACGAACUUGCAAACUCAAAAUGCGGAACGGUCAGGGCGGAGUUUCCUAAUUCGGAUUGGCCAUUAUUUGCCUCAACACCUUAUUAGUUAAGGGGCACGACUCAAAAUGGAUUACACGGCACCCCCUUUCGAGGUCACCUUCAAGGCCCUCUUAUUUGACAUGGACGGCACCAUCAUCGAUUCAACCGCCGCAGUCGUCAAGCACUGGCAUACCAUCGGAAAGGAAAUCGGCGUAGACCCUGAGGUGAUCCUCCAGACGUCUCACGGCCGACGAAGCAUAGACAUGCUCAAGAUCCUCAGUCCGGAGAAGGCGAAUUGGGAAUAUGUGCGAAACAUGGAGGGCCUCCUCCCCAAACUCCACGGCGGCGACGCCGUUGAGAUCCCGGGAGCCCGAUCCCUUUUGGACUCCCUGAUCGCAGCUCGCGCACGCUGGACUAUUGUGACAUCCGGCAGUGAGCCGCUCGUCAACGGCUGGCUCUCGGUGCUCAAGCUACCGCAGCCGUCGAACCUUGUCACAGCCGAGAGCGUAGCAAACGGUAAGCCGGAUCCGGCAUGCUACUCCUUAGGACGAGAGAGACUAGGUCUUCCACCCUCCGACAGCGAUCAGAUCCUAGUCUUGGAGGACAGUCCGGCGGGUAUCCGUUCAGGAAAGGCGGCCGGGUGCAAGGUCCUAGGUCUCGUCACAAGCCAUUCGGCGGAGCAGGUGCGGGCCGCGGAACCGGACUGGAUCGUGCGGGAUCUACAGUCCGUGAGCCUGGUCCGUGUUGACGAGAAAGCCGGCACCGUCACUUUGCGUUUUGCGGAUGCGCUGACUCCGGUGGCUGUGAAUGGAAGCGAAAGUACUUAGGAAUGGAGACGAAGAUGAAGAUGGCGGUGGCGGUGGAAGUGGAAAUGUUGAGA